This is a messenger RNA of Aedes albopictus (Asian tiger mosquito), 648 nucleotides long. RefSeq names its product small ribosomal subunit protein eS19A (gene RpS19a). NCBI's taxonomy places the organism in Eukaryota, Metazoa, Arthropoda, Insecta, Diptera, Culicidae. The coding region runs from base 92 to 562 and encodes 156 amino acids. The record is from RefSeq and is a predicted model, not a curated record. Gene Ontology annotation, cellular component: ribosome; cytosolic small ribosomal subunit. The transcript is spliced from 3 exons. Gene Ontology annotation, molecular function: structural constituent of ribosome; RNA binding. Gene Ontology annotation, biological process: ribosomal small subunit assembly; translation.
UUUUCCGGUUGCACAUACAAGUGAAGGUACGGGUUUUUCUCGGAGUAAAAGUUAUUUUUCGAAAUAUUAGCCGUAAAACUUCGCAAAUAAGAUGCCAGGAAUCACCGUUAAGGACGUCGAUCAGGACAAAGUUGUCCAGGGCGUUGCCCUCUUCUUGAAGAAGUCCGGCAAGCUGAAGGUGCCCGAUUACAUCGAUCUGAUCAAGACCGCCAAGUACAAGGAACUGGCCCCGUCCGAUCAGGACUGGUUCUACGUGCGUUGCGCAUCGAUCCUGCGUCGCCUGUACCACCAGAGCCCGGCCGGAGUUGGCUCGAUCUGCCGUAUCUACGGUGGACGCCAGCGUAACGGAGUUCGGCCGUCGCAUUUCUGCCGUGCCGAUGGCAGUGCCACCCGCAAGGCCGUGCAAGCUCUGGAACAGAUCAAGCUGAUCGAAAAGCACCCCGAGGGAGGCCGCAAGCUGACCAGCCAGGGACAGCGGGAUUUGGACCGUAUCGCGGCCCAGAUCGUGACCAAGCAGCGGGCUGCGCUGAAGAAGGAAGCCGCCACUCUUGUGCUGGCGUAAGGCGUAGUGAAGAAAAGUGUUUUCUGCGUGAGGAUGUAAGGAUGAUAAGUUAAUAUAACGAAAAAAAUUCCCAACAAACAACAGUA